GUCAUCACUGGUUAUUCAAAUGGUGUCUUGGACCUUAGCCCGUAAGGCACAGGCACAGGUCGACCAAGUCGAGUGGAAACAACGAAAUCAGAGAAUGCCAAAGAUUGAGAGAAGUAGAAAAUUAGGCACGUUACAUUUGGGUUUCAGUAACGGAUCCAGGGUGGUCUCCUGUGGGUCCGGACCCCCGGAAUAUUUUAGUUUAAAAAAAUUUCGAACGUGCUUUUCAGUUUGCAGACGACCUUCUCCAGGCUCUUUAAUUUUCAAUCGCCGAUAAAUCCCUGAUCCUCAAUGUUGAAUCGUCGAUCCCCGCCUCUUCAAUUUUCACCACAAGGGCAUUCGCUCCAAGAACUAAGAUUCCAUGAUGCAGCAGAUGGCCCUUCAAAUUUCAAUCUCCGACGGUUGCGUCUUUCUGAACUUUUUUUGAGCGAGCAAAUACAUCAUAUGGAGCCCUUCCAAAAACAUUUUCUAGAUCCGUCCCUGUAGCAUACCAUCACUGUGAGUGUG
Molecule: messenger RNA, 504 nt
Organism: Acanthoscelides obtectus
Lineage: Eukaryota; Metazoa; Arthropoda; Insecta; Coleoptera; Chrysomelidae
Source: the annotation of a GenBank genome assembly